Molecule: messenger RNA, 1220 nt
Organism: Brachypodium distachyon (stiff brome)
Lineage: Eukaryota; Viridiplantae; Streptophyta; Magnoliopsida; Poales; Poaceae
Product: dof zinc finger protein DOF1.7
Exons: 2
Coding region: 246-899 (217 amino acids)
Biological process (GO): regulation of DNA-templated transcription
Molecular function (GO): DNA binding; DNA-binding transcription factor activity
Source: RefSeq, a predicted model, not a curated record
UGCUAGCUAGCCCACGACCAACUGCUCCCGUCGACUCCACCAUCAGCUGAUUGCCGCCGCCGCCCAUCCAGCUCGGACUGACCGCUACGUCUCUCUCACUCUCACUUGCUCCUUGCUUUGGUCCUAAGCUAGCUCCUCCUUUCGAGACACGACCACUGCACACGCACGCGCAGGCCCGUUUUAAGCCUCCAUCGACCGGCAUGCGCUAGCUCUGCUCUGCUCCCACGCCAAAAUUGACCAACCAAAUGGCUCCCGAUGCAGCAGCCACCGGCAAGCUCCCUGAUCAGGCCCCGCCGCUGCUCGCGCAGGGAGAUCAUCAUCAGGCCGGCGCCGGGAACGGCAACGGCAAGCAGCAGCAGCUGGUGGAGUGCCCGCGGUGCGGUUCGGGGAACACAAAGUUCUGCUACUACAACAACUACAGCACCGCGCAGCCGCGCCACUUCUGCCGCGCCUGCCGACGCUACUGGACCCACGGCGGAUCCCUCCGCAACGUCCCCGUCGGCGGCGCAUGCCGACGCCGAGAUGCCGCCGCCUCUGGCAACGCCAACAAGCGCCGCAGGGCCAGCUCCUCUGACUCCGGCUACCCGUCGUCGUCCUCCGCCGAGCCGCCAUCGUCCGCGGCGCAGGACCAGCUCCCGCCGCCAGCCUUAACGUUCCCGUUCCUCAGCGACGGCACCGCUUUCUUCUUACCGCCGCCGCCGCAGUACGAUAUCAGCCUCGGCGCUGGCUCCGCUGCGGCGGCGUUCUCGUGGCCGCUCUACGACGGCGGGCUCGGGGCGGCGCCGUGGGAUGAUGGCACGCUCUCCGGCGCUGCCGCCGGUGCGGCGACGGGAGCGUGGGGGAACGUCGACGAGUUCACUGGCCUCGACCUCAGCUGGCCGCCAGCGUCCGGCAACUGACGUACUCCACAUCACAAUGAUCACAUCAGCCGGUCGAUCUCGCCGGCCGGUGCGUUUUGAGGCUCCCUGUUUUAGUGUUGCGGCCUUGAAUUCUUGAUCUCGAUCAGAUAGUGCUGAAGCUGAAUUUACCUUUGCCAUGCGGUUUGUGCUAUGUCUUCGUUCUGAGCUAGGAUCGUUCGUACCUUCGUACGCAGCUCAAUCCUCUCCUGUGACUUCACUGUUGUGGUGUGGUGACUACUGUUAGAACCAAAGGAAGAACCACGCAUGACCUGAUCUGUGCAGUGAAAAUUACAGUUAAUAAUAAAAGUUUGUUCCAGAGCA